This is a messenger RNA of Aphanomyces invadans, 2653 nucleotides long. RefSeq lists its product as hypothetical. Gene Ontology annotation, biological process: (1->6)-beta-D-glucan biosynthetic process. The transcript has 7 exons. Gene Ontology annotation, molecular function: glucosidase activity. NCBI's taxonomy places the organism in Eukaryota, Oomycota, Saprolegniomycetes, Saprolegniales, Verrucalvaceae. The coding region runs from base 69 to 2528 and encodes 819 amino acids. The record is from RefSeq and is a predicted model, not a curated record. Gene Ontology annotation, cellular component: plasma membrane; endoplasmic reticulum membrane.
GCCUAAACUUCUUGUAAACGAACCGACUUGGUCGCACCCUAUCGGCUACCGACGCAUCGCAAGUCGUCAUGGUAGUGGUGGUGCGCGCGGCUGGCCAUGCACUGGUGUUGAUGCAGCUGCAUGCACAUGCGCUCGACUACGACUACGAAGGGUACCCGUCCCGGAGCGGCGUUGCGGCCUGGAUCGAUGUCGAUACCCCACUCGACGUCCGGACCAAAGUGUCGUCGCGGGGAGAAGUGUGGGAUCUCGUCAUGAGCGACGAGUUCGAAAUCGACGGGCGAACGUUCGAAGCGGGAAAGGACCACCUGUGGACGGCGCUGGACAUCCCGGACGGCGUCAACGCUGCCAUCGGGCUGUACAACUCGUCCAACGUGUACACGAGAGGUGGCAAGCUCAUCAACCGCGUCGAUGAAGGACCGACGAACGUGACGUACUUUAACCAGUGGCUCGAAGUCCCUGCCAUGGAAACAAACACACUGCACUACGCAGCUGGCAUGAUGCAGUCGUGGAACAAGUUUUGCGUGCAGGGCGGGCUCAUCGAAGUGGCGGCCAAGUUGCCCGGCGCCGUCAACGACGUCCCGGAUGAUGUCCACAAGAGCGUCACGACAAACCCGAACGCGGUCGGCGAGUUCUGGAAGGACGGCGUCCGAACGAAACUCACGCCACGAGACCGCAUCAAGGACGGCGCGUACUACCCGACAUGGCCUGGCAUUUGGCUCCUCGGGAACCUCGGCCGCGCGCUCUUCUCGGCCUCGACCACGCGCAUGUGGCCUUGGACGUACAACGAGUGCGAUGCCGACUUGUCGCCCCAUCAAGCGAUCUCUGCAUGCGACCCGAAUCCGGGGUACGGACUCCAUCCGAACCAAGGCCGUGGCGCGCCGGAGAUCGACAUUUUGGAAGGCGGCGGGGUGGCCAUCUCGUCGUCGAUUCAAAUCGCCCCCGGCAUGCCAGACAACUACCGUCGCAUGCCCACUCAAAAGCCAGACAGCCAGUACUGCGUGUACGGCAAGGCGUGCGACACCCCCGGCGCCAACUUUCCCGACGUCCCGACCUCGGCGUAUGCGUAUCGAGGCCACCGGAGCUGGUACCAAGGACUCCGGUACGCCGCCAACAACCGUUGCCCCCAAGAUCCGACCGAAGUGCAGCAGUACGAGCCGGUGAAAGCAGCCCAAGUGAACCCGGCCCUGGUCACGAGCAACGUGUACAACAAGCUCCAAGUGAGCGCCGGCCGCGACGCGAAUGCAGAUUUGGGUCUCAUCGACGGCAAGGGAACUCUCCACUGGGGCAUCAACUACAACGGGACGUGCUUUCCCGUCGCGAACGGGUACAUUGGAGCGUUCUUGUGCGACCCGGAUGCAAGGAACCCCAAGUGCGAGACGCCGCGGAAGGACGGCGUCGCCGACACCAACCAAAUCCCCAAGUUCCAAUACCAAAUGGAUGCGAUUUCGGCCAACUGGGACAUUGGCCACGACGCAUACACCGAGUUUUACAUUUACCAAGUCGAGUGGGUGCUGGGCGAGUCGGGGUACGUCCGAUGGAUGCUCGAAGGCGCGCCGCUGUUUGAGAUCCCGUCCGUGACGCUGACCAAGCCGCCGCAAGCCGGACGAGGAAAGCCACGGAACCCGAUCAAGUUGCCGAUCGAAGAGCCGCUGUACGUCAUUUUCAACGUGGCUGUCGCGCGGGCAUGGGGCGCGACUCCACCGAACGCAGACAUCGGGCCGUGUCGGGGCAACUCGUCCAAGCCUGUCCCUGGCACGCCCGAGUACAACAAGACGCACAACAUUUGCGACUCGUUCCCCAUGUACAUGGAGAUCGACUACAUCCGCAUCUACCAAGACGUGUCCACGAUGGCGCUGGGGUGCGACCCGCCGACUCACCCGACCAAGCAGUGGAUCGACGAGCAUCUCAAGGACUACACGGAUGCCAAGAACCCGAUGCCUGUCCGUGGCACGCCCGAGUACAACAAGACGCACAACAUUUGCGACUCGUUCCCCAUGUACAUGGAGAUCGACUACAUCCGCAUCUACCAAGACAAGAGCUCCAUGUUCGUCGGGUGCGACCCUCCCACGCACCCGACCAAGCAGUGGAUCGACGGCCAUCUCAAGUGGUACACGGACGCCAAGAACCCGAUGGUCCGCGUCGACGGCGGCGCCACGUGCAACUCGGACGACGACUGCCAGGCCACGGCUGCGACGAUGCCGAGUGGACGAUGUGUCAUGCGUCGUUGUGCCUGUGUUGGUGGCUACGGCGGCCCGCGCUGUACAAAGUUCGUCGGCAGCAAGGCGCUCAACAUCCACGACGAGAGCUACUUUGGUCCUAAAGUUGUGUACCCUGCUGUCCUUGUGAGCGUGAUGGCGGCGAUGAUUGGAUUGACAUGCGUAUGGCGCAUGCACCUGCAGAGUUCGGCCGCCUCGAUUGCAUCGGCCAUGCACAAGUCGAGGCAUAACGGAGACGUCGAGAAACUCGAGGACGUUAGUGUAGCCACGGGGCAGCCACGGAGGUAUUAUUCACCUGCCAACAUGAUGUGAACAAGGUCAUCGUGACUUCUUCGUCGUCGCGUUCCUCUGGCGGCACCUUGGGCCAAAUGUAAAAGCGCGACGGGCCGUUGGUGGUGCCUGAAAGUAUGCAAUUCAACGUCUCACGUAGAAUAUCA